Molecule: messenger RNA, 2010 nt
Organism: Malassezia vespertilionis
Lineage: Eukaryota; Fungi; Basidiomycota; Malasseziomycetes; Malasseziales; Malasseziaceae
Gene: KAR2
Product: ATPase with role in protein import into the ER
Exons: 1
Coding region: 1-2010 (669 amino acids)
Biological process (GO): endoplasmic reticulum unfolded protein response; cellular response to unfolded protein; protein refolding
Cellular component (GO): endoplasmic reticulum lumen; cytoplasm; membrane
Molecular function (GO): heat shock protein binding; misfolded protein binding; ATP binding
Source: RefSeq, a predicted model, not a curated record
AUGCUUCAGCAGUUGAAGCCGACACUGCUCACUGUAGUGUUUGCGCUCUUGUCGCUUUUCUCCCUGUCACUGUUUUUCUCUUCAGAGCCGUACGGUGGCAGUGGUGUUGCAGCGCAGGACAAGCGCAGCGAACUUGGCUAUGUUAUCGGUAUUGAUCUUGGAACUACCUACUCUUGUGUCGGUGUGCAGCGUCAGGGCCGCGUCGAAAUUAUUGCGAACGACCAGGGUAACCGUAUCACACCCUCUUAUGUUGCAUUUACGAACGAUGGUGAGCGCCUGAUCGGUGACGCCGCCAAGAACCAAGCCGCCCAAAACCCUGAAAACACCGUGUUUGACGCCAAGCGUCUCAUCGGCCGCAAGUGGGGCGAGUCUGAUGUCAUGAAAGACGUCAAGCUUUUCCCUUUCAAGAUGAUUGACCGCAGCGGCAAGCCAGCUAUUCAGGUGUCCGUGAAGGGCGAAAACAAGGUGUUCACCCCCGAGGAAGUCAGCGCCAUGAUCCUUCAAAAGAUGCGCGAGAUUGCCGAGGCCUACCUUGGCCAGAAGGUGAGCAACGCCGUUGUUACUGUCCCUGCCUACUUUAACGAUGCGCAACGCACCGCCACCAAGGACUCGGGCACGAUCGCUGGCCUGAAUGUGCUUCGCAUUGUGAAUGAACCGACUGCGGCUGCGAUUGCCUACGGUCUUGACAAGAAGGACGGUGAGUCGCAGAUCGUUGUGUACGACCUUGGUGGUGGUACAUUCGAUGUAUCUCUUCUAUCGAUUGACAAUGGCGUGUUUGAAGUGCUGGCCACUGCCGGUGACACCCAUCUUGGUGGCGAGGACUUUGACAACCGCGUUUCCGAGUAUCUCUUGAAACAGUUUAAGAAGAAGACCAACACGGACGCCUCGAAGAGCAAGCGCAGUGUUGGCAAGCUCAAGCGCGAGGUCGAGCGUGCGAAGCGCACUCUUUCGAGCCAGAUGAGCACCAAGGUCGAGGUCGAGAGCUUCUUUGAUGGACAGGAUCUUUCCGAGACGCUCACGCGCGCCAAAUUUGAGGAGCUCAACAUCGACCUUUUCCGCCGCACACUCAAGCCUGUUGAGCAGGUGCUCAAGGACGCUGGCGUGAAGAAGGACGAGAUCGAUGACAUUGUUCUGGUUGGUGGUUCGACGCGUAUCCCCAAGGUGCAGCAGAUGCUCACCGACUUUUUCAACGGCAAGCAGCCUUCCAAGAGUAUCAACCCCGACGAGGCCGUUGCUUGGGGCGCUGCCGUUCAGGGCGGUGUUCUCUCUGGCGAUGAGUCGCUUGGCGGUGUUGUGCUAAUUGAUGUGAACCCGCUCACACUCGGUAUUGAGACCACUGGCGGUGUGAUGACCAAGCUUAUCCCCCGCAACACUGUCGUGCCUACGAAAAAGAGCCAGGUCUUUAGCACUGCCGCGGAUAACCAGAACACGGUUUUGAUCCAGGUGUUUGAGGGCGAGCGUUCCAUGACACGCGAUAACAACUUGCUCGGCAAGUUUGAACUGUCCAACAUUCCUCCCGCACCGCGCGGUGUGCCGCAGAUCGAGGUCACCUUUGAGAUUGAUGCCAAUGGUAUCAUGAAGGUGUCUGCAGCUGACAAGGGCACGGGCCGUAGCGAAUCGAUCACCAUUACCAACGACAAGGGCCGCCUCUCGAAGGAGGAGAUCGACCGCAUGGUGCAGGAAGCGGAGGAGUUUGCCGAUCAGGACGAGAUGGUCCGUAAGCGUGUUGAGGCGCUCAACAGCUACCAAAACUUUAUCGCCACGCUCCGCAACCAAAUCUCCGACAAGGAAGGCCUUGGUAGCAAGCUCGACCAAACGGACAAGGACACGAUCCAACAGCACCUCAAGGAGGCUGACAAGUGGCUCGAGGAGAAUGGCGAGAAGGCCGAGGCGCAGGACAUCGAAGAGCAGCUCUCGGAACUUCAGUCUGUUAUCACCCCCAUCACGGCCAAAGUGUACAACACGGGCGCUGGUGGUGACGAGCCGCUCAACUACCAUGACGAGCUCUGA